AGCGAACACCCGGGGGCCGCGACGACGAGACAUCAUCACUCCGCGCAGCCUAAGUAGCAACAGUAGCGGCGGCGGCGGCGGCAGGAUGCUGAGCCGCCUGCAGGAGCUGCGGAAGGAGGAGGAGACGCUGCUGCGGGUCAAAGCGGCGCUGCACGACCAGCUCAACCGGCUCAAGGUGGAAGAGUUGGCCCUUCAGUCCAUGAUCAGCGCCAGAGAAGGAAACAUGACCAUACCUCCUGCUACUGAGAUGGAAGAGCAUCAAAACAUGGACAACGAAGCCGCCAUCAAUCAAACUAAAUUGCAGUUACAAAUGCACGUUGGUGAGGAGGAGGAGGAAGAGGAGGAGGAAUCUGAUUCAUGAAGCGAGGCACACAGCAGCCUUAUUAUCCCAGACUCAGGAACCCUCCCUGUCUGCCAUUCAAGAAAAUAUCAUCAGACUUUGCUUGGUGCUACAGCAACCAAACUACAUUUGUAAGCGCGGCCGGUUUCCCAAAGGCUUCCAGAGCCAGCGAUGAACUCUCCGAGAGGGGUGUUGGGAGAAUGCAAUGUUGAUGUAUCACUAUGUAGCAUGAUUCCCUCCUUGUACCAAGUAGCAUUUGGGAGGUGCAACGUGCAACUCCCAAAGCAAUAAUCUACCCAUGAAGGCAUCCAUUGCUGGUAAAAAUAGAUGGAAAGUCAUUAAGUCUAAUUGAAUGGCACUACCCAACCUCGUAAACUAUACAGAUUUAACAAAAGGAAGCAGUACUUCGGGACUCUUUGCCUAUAGCAUUUGCUGUGGUGUUCACGAGAAACAGCCACAGCUUAUAUAUAACACCCCUAGAUUCUAACUUCCUUUGGCCCAUUGUAUAAAGCUUCAGACCCUUUAUGAGUGGUCUACAAGUAAUCACGUGUGACAUUUUAAAGCGCUGGAGCUUUUCCUUCUGAAGGGGGCAUGCGGAAUAGUCGGAGGACUGUACUUGUGUACAAACUGGAGUGGAGACUGUUGAUCUUCCUAAAAUCAGAGCUUCCUUGCCAUCGAUGGGGUGCUCGAUUUUUUUUUUUACAAUUAUGUAGUUUGACUAGCACAAGCAUUACUGCAAUGAGCCUUCCUUCUAGAGUGUGUCCUUGGCUUCUACCUAAGGAUUUUUGAAGAGACGUUCUGCUACAAACAAUUCAUGUGCUGUUACCAAGAGUGGAAGCCUCCAGUUUGAAGACAGAGAAGCCAAGGAUGCCGAGUGCCUGUAGUGGCUGCCAGUCCUUGGAGCUGGAGAGCUCCUCCUCCCAGCCUCCCUUAGCUCUGUGUUGGUAAAGAAGACGCAGCUGCUGCUGCUACUUCCUGCUUCCGCUACUUCCUGCUUCCCAACCCAGCAGCCUUUCUUUUCUCUCCGUGAAGGAGGAGUGAAGUUUGUCUUGCUUCUGGAUGCUUUUCUUCCAUGUCUUCUCUGCCUCCAGGUGCUUUCCUCUCCUCGUUCUUUUUCCAACUGCAGGCAAAAAGGUGGGCUUAGAACGAGCGAGCGAGGCAAGCCUUUUGCCAUGAGAAUUUGCUCGGGGUUGUCUGCCCCGGGAGUCCUUUUUUUCAUGCAUCUGGGAUCCAGUCUCAGCAUCGCUCACGUGCCAGGUUACAGUAGAAUAGCAGAACAUCAGCCAAGGUGAUCCUAAGUGCUGCAGGAUGGGGCUGAACCCAGCUUUGUGUGUGUGAGCAGCUGGGUAUCCCUUUCUCUGUCACUGGCCCGGAGGUGAAAUGAAUAAUCACAUGCACCAAAAGUCAGUUUGCAGGGAUGUAGCAUUAUAAGUAUCCCCUGGAACACGUGGCCAGGGAAGAUUCUGAACAGAAGCUUUGUUUGCUGCACAUGUCCUACUUGGCUGAAAUACCAUAAGAACUAAGAAUGUCCUUGCUGGAUCAGGCCAACGGCCCAUAAGGUCCAGUAUCUUGUUCUCACAGUGGCUAGCCAGAUGCCCAUGAGAAAUCUGCAAGCAGGACCUGAGCGCAACAGCAGUCUUCCCCAUUUGUGCUUUCCAGCAAUUGGCAUUCAGAGGCAGGACGUGGCCAUCACGGCUAGUAGCCAUUGGCAGCCCUGUCCUCCUCCAUAAAUUUGUCUAUUCCUUUUUAAAAGGCAUCCAUGCUGGUGGCUGUUGCUACGUCUACCUUAACUGUACUGUGUGUGAAGAAGUUAGCUUGGUGCAUCAUGCUCCAUGCUCAACAGACUGAGGCAGGAAACAUGGAAGAAAGUCUACAAAUUGAAUAAGAGAGGAUGUGCCUUGAAGGAAGAGGAUGAGCAGGUCCCAGAUGGCAGGGCUGGAGAAGACCCCCCCCCCAUUUUUUUUUGGUCAAAUGCCUUGGAUCAGUCUCAGUACCAAUCAAUCACAAUUAAUAAUCCACUCCCUGAAGUAACUUCAUGACAUAUUUAUUAGUGUAAGAUGAAACAUCUGAAAGAAUAAAACAAUUAAAAGAAUUUUCAGACACCAAGUAUGCACAAUUUGUCAUAUCAAACAUCAGUUGACCUAGAAGGGAAAACAGUUCUGAUGUAUUUUUUUUUUUUAAUUAAAAAGCCGUUGAUUCUGUC
Molecule: messenger RNA, 2543 nt
Organism: Rhineura floridana
Lineage: Eukaryota; Metazoa; Chordata; Lepidosauria; Squamata; Rhineuridae
Gene: SNAPC5
Product: small nuclear RNA activating complex polypeptide 5
Exons: 3
Coding region: 86-361 (91 amino acids)
Biological process (GO): transcription initiation at RNA polymerase III promoter; transcription by RNA polymerase II
Cellular component (GO): nucleus
Source: RefSeq, a predicted model, not a curated record